GGUAAAGUUGUCAGGCUCAAUCGCCUGACCUUGAUUGCCACCCACGAUAUCGCCAGUAUGACAUCGACCUCGCAGGGAUUCAAUAGCUCACCAACAAAGAGCGGAAUCGAAAGACUUAGAUAUUUCAUCAAAGGAAGAGAAAGAGAGCUGAAAUUCGUAAAAGAAGAAACUAUGGACCAGAUGAAACAACUAGAGGCAUGCGAUAAUGCCCAGAUUCAAGCGAAGGCAUUGAGAAAUGAAUCAGUGACCAAGGCGCUCUGUACAGAACUCUUAAAUCACCCCAAAAAGUCGCUCAGUCAAUUUUCACAGAAUAUCGAUGAGCAGAUAGCAGUUCUAAGAGUCGACGUUCGCGUUCUAUGGGAUAAACUCCGCGAGCUAGAAAUGGAAUUGGGAAGCUGGAGGACGACCCAAAGGUUGCUCCAGAAGGCAAUGAUGCGCCUCAAUGCAAGUCAGUUGGACAUAGAGGUGGACAUCAAAACCGGAAAAGAGGCAUUUCGACCUCUUUGGAAUGUACCUUCGGAAGUCUGGGCGAAAAUAUUCGAGUAUGCCAUAGAAGGGGCAAAGAAUGGCUACUUGAAGGAGAAUCAAAGCAAUUAUGGCAUGCGCCCACCUAUAUUCAAUCUCUCCCAGGUGUGUCAACGCUGGCGAUAUCUCGUGAAUAGCGAAUCCAAACUCUGGACCCUAUCCUACGUUGCUCCCACUCAGAUGUGGCGCCAAGAUGAACACGAUCUUAUAGCUACAUCUGUCAAGAAAUCAAAUGUUCCAAUGACAAUCAUCACCAAUCUAUCUCAAUAUUUCUACUCGGGCUAUGACCGCUACUACCGUUUUGACAUCCAUGGCGACAUGGUUGCGACCGUUUCUCCCGAUGAAAGUAGUUUAUUCAACGGAAAGGAAUACAUCCUCCUUGUCGAUAUGUAUGAAGAUGACCUUGUCACCAUGUCAAGGCUAUCGAACCUCCCUCUGCGACAGCCAACUUCUCUUAUUUUCUCUGGGCGGUCGAGCAUUCAGCGGGGCUACCUCUUCGAAUUUAUCUCCAAUUUCUCCGGUGUGAAGUCUUUAUCUCUCUUCAAUGACAAUCCUCUCCACUUCCCGGAUGUCACUUUAUCGUCUUAUUUCCCUCAACUGCAUGAAUUACGCAUAGAGGUUGGUGCGUUCCCGUCAAGCCUUUCCUUGAACUCUUAUCUACCAGCUACUUUGCAUGAGCUCCGACUGCGUAAUAAUACUGGAGACAUGUUACCAAUUUUAUCCUCCGAAAUCGAACUUCCUCACCUUCGGAUUCUAGAGAUUACAUCCCCUGGAGCGUAUUUGCUCGAUAUGCUCACAGCUAGAGGACUUCAAUCCUUGAAACUCUAUCGCCCCCGCAUUUAUCGAGCUAUUCAAAUCUCUUCAUCUACUAAAGCGACAGAGAUCUAUGGAAAUCUACUCCAUUUGAAAUUUGAAGAUUGGAAAUCCCGUGGAUCCCUUGGAGCUGUAGCGGUGUUUCGAAAUCUCAUCCAGAAAGUGCCAUCAUUGCACACAUUGGCUUUCUUUAGAAGCUUUGUAGACGGAAAUAUGCUAUUAUCCGCAACGAGAAUGCCCGUAGGAGGCAAUGGAGAUGCAGAAAGGCAUAUAGUGUUGACGGAGAUCACUCUGAGCCACCCUCGUGGUAUCACGAAUGAUCAAUGCGAAGAGCUGAGGCAGUUGGUGAACACGGUAAAGUUGGGUAUAGAAUGCGCAUGGGGACUGAGGCCUGGCCGAGGACAGGGCAAAGUUGUCAGGCUCACUCGUCUGACCCUGGUUAUCACCCACGAUAUUACCAUCAUACAAGGGUUCAAUAACUCACCGACUAAGCGAGAAACCGAGAGGCUCCGCUGCUUUAUCAAAUCGAGGGAGACGGAGCUGACGUCUGUGAAGAAGGAACUACUGGAGGAGACGAAGCAAUUAGGAACCUGCGACAAAGCCAUAUCCAAUCUCGAGCUCACGAUUCCAGAGGCGAAACAAAUCCUGAAGGCUAAUGAGGAUAACCUGGCUUCCCUCAUUAGUAUUCAAACUCAGCUCAGUACCGUGGGACGCAUUCAAGAGAAGGCUUUGAAGAAUGAACCUGUAACAAAAACGUUGUAUUCAGAAUUUCGAAGCUACUCGAAGAAGCCACAUGAACGCUUGUCAGAACAUAUCGAUGAGCAGAUAUUAGCCUUGAAGAGGGACGUUCGUGUCCUUUGGGACAAGGUUCGCGAACUGGAGAUGGAGUUAGGAGGCUGGAAGGCAUCCAAAAGGUUAUUCCAGAGAGCAAUAACGCGCCUUAAUACGAGUUAUUCGGAUAUCGAAACGGACAUAAAGACCGGAAACGAAGCAUUUAGGCCCAUCUGGAGCAUACCAUCGGAUGUCUGGGUCAAGAUACUCAAGUAUACUAUAGAGGAAGAAAAAGCCAGCUAUUUAGUGAAUCAAGAGAAUAUUGGCAUGCGCCCGCCCGUAAUCAAACUGUCUCAAGUCUGCCAACAGUGGCGCUACCUUGUCAAUAGCGAGCCAGCACUCCGAACGUUAGUAUACGUUGCUCCUUCCCAG
This is a messenger RNA of Acaulospora colombiana, 2541 nucleotides long. The record is from the annotation of a GenBank genome assembly. NCBI's taxonomy places the organism in Eukaryota, Fungi, Glomeromycota, Glomeromycetes, Diversisporales, Acaulosporaceae.